AUGGAUUGGGCUGAGGACCAGUUGUGCUGCCUGCAACAGGGUGGUCGCCCUCUGGAAAGCAUCUCCUGUUCUUCCUGGCUUGGAGCCAGCAGAGCACUAGCCGCCGGAUCAGACGAUGUAAGAGAAAUAACAUCGUCAUCCAGCAGCUCACUCUCGUCCGUGACCGAUGAGCGCGAAAGGGAGAGACCCUUUUUCAACUCAUCAGCCAGUUUUCUUCUUUUUCUCAACAUAGGCUCACUCUGCCAGUUAAAUGUGUGUGGCCGAGUCCCCCUUAACCCCAAGAUUGUUGGAGGGCAAAAUGCAGUUAGGGGGUCUUGGCCUUGGCAAGCGAGCAUUAAUUAUGUUCCAAAUGAAGGUCUUGUAUGUGGUGGGAGUCUAAUCAAUAAAGAUUGGGUUUUGUCUGCAGCUCAGUGCUUUCAGGAAUUGAAUGCAUUGACCACAAUAAUCUUCUUGGGACGUCAAUGGCAAAUAGGCACAAACCCCCAUCAGAUUAACAGAACUGUGGCUCAAAUCAUCAUACAUCCUAAAUAUAACCCAGAUAAUUUUUUUGAAAAUGACAUAGCACUGGUCCAGCUCUCCUCUUCUGUGACUUUCAAUGAUUAUAUUAGGCCCAUUUGUCUGGCGGCUGCUGGUAGUACAUUUGAUGCGGGUACUGAGAGCUGGAUCACUGGAUGGGGAAAACUUAAUUAUGGAGACACCACUAUUCCAAACUCACUGCAGGAGGUGAACAUACCAGUCGUCAGCCAGAGUGAUUGUGAACAUGCCUAUGAAAGAAUAAUUCCAGACAACAUUCUGUGUGCUGGACCAGCCGAGGGUGGGAAAGGCUCAUGUCAGGGAGAUGGUGGAGGUCCACUGGUUAUUAAUGGCUCGCAGUGGAUUCAGUCUGGAAUUUCGAUUUUCGGUGUAAACUGUACAGCACCCAAGUACCCUGGCGGUUACACCAGAGUGUCUCACUACCAGGACUGGAUCAGCUCUCAGAUAAAGAGUGACCUGCCUGGAUUUAUUAAAUCCAGUGGAUUCAGAAGCUCACCCAGCCUCCCCUUAUUUUCCCUUUCACUCACAUUUUCCAUCUUUUCUCUCAUCUUCUCUCUGUUUUGUUAAAG
Molecule: messenger RNA, 1103 nt
Organism: Sinocyclocheilus rhinocerous
Lineage: Eukaryota; Metazoa; Chordata; Actinopteri; Cypriniformes; Cyprinidae
Product: trypsin II-P29-like
Exons: 7
Coding region: 1-1101 (366 amino acids)
Biological process (GO): proteolysis
Molecular function (GO): serine-type endopeptidase activity
Source: RefSeq, a predicted model, not a curated record